AUGGCCGCCGAGAUGAAGCAAUGGCAGACGGGCCAAGAUGGCCUCGAUAAGCUGACCCUGACCACUGCCAAGAUCCCAGAGCCCACGGACGGGGAGGUUCUGGUCAAGAUCAAUGCUGUAUCGCUGAAUUACAGAGAUACUGAAGUGUGUAUGGGUCUGUACUCUCACCACAAGUCUGUCGGGCAAGCCAGCAAACUCGUGCCAUGCAGCGACAUGUGUGGUACCGUUGUCGAUGCCGGCUCCUCUUCGUGGAAAAAGGGCCAGCGUGUCAUGUCUAUCUUCAACCAAACCCACCUCACUGGUCAAGUCAAGGAGAAGGACAUGGCUUCUGGACUGGGUCUCCCUCUCGAUGGUGUCCUCACCGAGUACAGAUCUUUCUCAGCCGAGUCCCUGGUUGUAGUCCCCGACUACAUGAAGGAUCAAGAGGCCUGUUGCUUACCCAUAGCCUCGGUCACAGCUUGGAUGUCGUUAAACUGCAUGCGCCCAAAGGGCCAGCCAGCCGCCGGUGGCGAGACUGUCCUGCUCCAAGGCACCGGUGGCGUUUCUAUUGCUGGGCUACAGCUUGCGCACGCGGCUGGUCUGAAGACUAUCGUUACAUCUUCCUCAGACACAAAGCUGCAAAAGGCCAAAGACUUGGGCGCCGACUACAUAAUUAACUACAAGGCAACGCCUGAAUGGCAGGAGGAGACCAUGCGCAUUACCAAUGGCGAAGGUGCUGAUAUCAUCUUCGAGUGCGGUGGCUCUCAGACGCUACGCAAAAGUUUCGACUGCGUUGCCUUUGGUGGAUUGAUCGACUGCAUCGGCUAUCUAUCUGGAAAGGAAGACGCUCCAGGAGACAGGCUCAACACCAACGUCCUCGCUUUGCGUCGCAAUGUCACUCUCAAAGGCAUCCUCAACGGACCCCGAGACCGCUUUGAGGAAAUGGCCAAGUUCUAUGCCGAGCACGAGAUCCAUCCAGUGGUGGACAAGAUCUUCAACUUUGAAGAAGCCGCCCAAGCCCUGCAAUACCUCUUCUCCGGCGGGCACUUUGGCAAAGUCGUUGUUAGGGUUGCAUGA
This is a messenger RNA of Zasmidium cellare ATCC 36951, 1056 nucleotides long. RefSeq lists its product as uncharacterized. The transcript is spliced from 2 exons. Lineage: Eukaryota; Fungi; Ascomycota; Dothideomycetes; Mycosphaerellales; Mycosphaerellaceae. Gene Ontology annotation, molecular function: oxidoreductase activity. The record is from RefSeq and is a predicted model, not a curated record. Bases 1 to 1056 code for a protein of 351 amino acids.